AUGGGCACCGCCGAAAUCGGCCAUGCUCGACCACGCCCAUGCGCACGGCAGUGGGGUGCUGCCGGGCCGCGUUCGGCCGCUGCACGUGCCCGGUGUGCCAGCGCAGCCGCAUCAUCACUGCUGCCGUUGCUGCUGCUGCUGGCUGGCGGCGCGCUCGCAGCGGCAGCGGGGUGGGCCCCCGUCACGGGGGACAACUACAAGGAGCCCACGGACGCGGGCAACGUCCACACCGUGUUCCUCACAGACUGCACAGCCUACGCCGACUGGCAAACACUCACGCUCGCCUACAGCUGGCGCCAGAGCGGCCAGCCCGGCCCGCUGACACGCAUCAUGUCGUGCACGGACGAGGAGGCAAAGGCGCACAAGCCGGACACCCUGGAGUCCGUCACCACCCACACCGCGCCGUCGUACGCGACAGCCGUCCGCACGGGUGACCACUACGCUGCGUACAACAAGCCCGGCGCGAUCAAGGACUGGCUCAAGCACUUCUCGCCGGAGGAGGAGUGGAUCCUGAUCCUGGAGGCCGACAUGAUCCUGCGGCAGCCGAUCACGCCGGAGGACUUCAACUUGACCUCACCCGGCCACGCGGUCGGCGCGCGGUACGAGCACCUGGCCGGCGUCAGCAACCAGCUCGCAGCGCAGCACAUACCGGAGGUCGUGCCGCGGGCCGACGCGCUGGCCGGGCCGCCGGGGCGGCGCGCGGACCAGGUCGGGGGCUUCAUGCUGGUGCACAGGGACGACCUGCGGCGGAUCGCGCCGCUGUGGCUGAAGUACACUGAGGACGUCAGGGCGGACCCCCAGGCGAGUGGCAGCCCCCAGGCGUGGGCGGGUGGCAGCAGACGUAUUAUGCUCACAGAGCCUGCACAUGCGGCAGCCAGCGAGGCCACGAGGGACGCAGGCGACAGGGCAGCAGCACGCGCUGGGCGCCGUGCUUGCGGGGGUGUGGUGGUUGCUGAGGCCUGGAAGUAUGCCGGCGACACGCUGGCGCGCAACCAGGGCGACAAGCCGUGGCUGGCUGAGAUGUAUGGGUACGUGUUCGCCGCCGCCAAGGCGGACGUGUGGCACCGGUGGGACAAGGAGGCGAUGCUCUACCCGGGUUACACACCGCAAGGCGUUGUGCACAUCCUGCACUACGGGGUUCAGUGGAAGGUCACACCUGCUACGGGGGAACCCUGGUCCUUUGACAAGAAAGAUUUCAAUGCCUUUGACAUCUCACGGUGCCCGCCCUGGGAGACCGGCCUCAAGCGCCCCACCUCUGGCCUGCUGCCGCCGCCCCCGGCGCCCUCAAAGCUCGUCAAGCAUAACGACUCCAUCGACCGCUACCGGGAGCUGCUCGCCCUCGAGCCCGUGCUGACAGCCAACGCGGCGCUGUGCCAGCACUACCUGCGAAUCUGCCGCCCCAGCAAGCAGCUGGCGCGCGUGUGUGAUAUUGUGGAUGACGCAUACCAGGCGCUCAACCACAAGCUGGAGCGGAUGGACGGGAUCAUGGCAUGCGGGGACUUCCUGCGAUUCUUCGCAGCGGCGUAG
This is a messenger RNA of Monoraphidium neglectum, 1527 nucleotides long. RefSeq lists its product as hypothetical. The record is from RefSeq and is a predicted model, not a curated record. The transcript is spliced from 7 exons. NCBI's taxonomy places the organism in Eukaryota, Viridiplantae, Chlorophyta, Chlorophyceae, Sphaeropleales, Selenastraceae. Gene Ontology annotation, molecular function: glycosyltransferase activity. The coding region runs from base 1 to 1527 and encodes 508 amino acids.